AUGGAUUCAGGGAGAGAGGGACACUGCAACUUCAACAAGACUAUAGACAACUUUUGUCUCAAGUAUUGUUGCAUGGUGAUGAGGCUGAAUAUUGACUGCAACGCGUGUUGCAGAAAAGUAAGAAGAUUUCUUCUAAACAUGAAAGAAAUAGAGACACAUAUGAUUGAUAAGGACCAGUACAUGGUAAGCGUGUGUGGAAGAUUUAUGCCAGCAGAUAUCGCGAUAAAAUUGCGGAAGAAGAUGAACCGAAGAGUCGAGAUUCUGGAAAUCCAAGAGUUUGAGCGCGCUAACGAAGAGACGGAACAAAGGCCAAUGGUGACUGCCUAAUUGUCCACAUGUAGCGUCACCAAAUUUGUGCCCAAGCCUGACUACUUCAGGCCUCUUGGAACUUGUUAAUGUUUAAGUAAUAGACUCUGGAGGAAU
Molecule: messenger RNA, 423 nt
Organism: Morus notabilis
Lineage: Eukaryota; Viridiplantae; Streptophyta; Magnoliopsida; Rosales; Moraceae
Exons: 4
Coding region: 1-327 (108 amino acids)
Molecular function (GO): metal ion binding
Source: RefSeq, a predicted model, not a curated record